CCGGCCCUGCCCGCCCUGGCGACCGACGCCUGGCAGCGGGGAAGUGCGAGGUGCCGCACCGCAUCGCGGCCUGCCCGGCACCUGCCACUCGCGCAGGGCGGGCUGCUGGCCGCGCAGGGCGGGCUGCUGGCCGCGCAGGGCGGGCUGCGCCGGAGAUCGCCGAGGGGGAACGAGGAGCCGAGGAGUGGAUGAGGCUCCCCGAGCCGCACGAAAUGGCGGCGCUCGCCCGGCCGCCCCCUCCCCGCGCCGCUCCCCCGGCGAGGGCGGGCGGCCCCCACGCACCGCCCGUGGGCGCGGGCCGGGAGGGGGGCCGAGAGGGAGGCGGGGAGGGGGCGGCCCGGCGCCGCCGAGCGCGGCAAGGUGUGUCCCAGGUGCCCGGGCUAUAUCUGGCGGCGCGGCGGGGCGGCGCGGCUGCUCCAUGGCGGCGCCCGCCACGGCCGAGCCGCGCUCCAAGCGGCUCCGCGUCACGCUGCCCGCCUGCCCGGCGCACCGCCCGCUGCCCGGCAGCCGGGUGAGGCAGAGCUUCCCGCCCGCCGUGGAGGAAGGCCUCUGCGGCGUCACCGGCGCCCAGCUGGAGCUCGCCUACUGCCUGCAGGCGCUGGGUGAAUAUUUUGAUCAGUCACAUGUGGCUUUACCAAAUGUUUCAAAGUUCUUCUUGCAUCAAGCUCUGGAAGAGAGAAAAGCUGCAGAGGCUUUGAUGAAGUAUCAGCAAGAAAGAGGAGGCCAUUACUGUUCUAAAACCAUCCAGAAACCAAACUGUGAUUAUGCAGUUGGUCUGAUGAAAGCACUGGAGGUGGCAAUGGUACAGUGGAAAACUAUGAUACGAUAUUUUGAAGAGCUUUAUGCCCUGAGCGUUGAAAAUGCAGAUCCUCAUAGCGCAAGCACUAUCAAGAAACAAUUUAUUGGACCCAAAAUCCGGAAGAUCAAGCUGAUGGGAGAUCUACUGACCAAUGCUCGCAGGCUUGACUGUUCCCAGGAUGGCAGAAACAGUCUUGGAGAUUACUUUAUGGACCGGUUGCAGAAAGAGUUCAGAACAGGCAUAGAGCCAGAGUCUAGUCAGCACUGCAGCCCCUGCCCGCCUCUCCAGCAGCGUACAGGAGCUGCAGAGGGUCUGAAGCGACCCCAGAGAGAAUCUUCCCAGCACAGAAACGGUAUAGGGCCAAUAUAUGCAACCAUACACUGCACUACCAUGCUGCCACAGUGCAAUGAUGGGACAGGAGCAAAAGUGAAGCAGGGCAGGGAGAGUCUGUAAUGCUGUGGCUGUUGCAGCUACCGGGCAGCUCCUAAGGCAGCUCCUAAGGCAGACCUGUACGGAGGGUGAACUUGAGACCAGAAUUCAGGAGAUGUGAUGCUGAAUGGCUCCUCCUGCUUUACACCCUGGUCCCUUGUCCUCCGUUAACAGAGUUGUAACUCAAAAUGUAGCCCAUACUAUUUUGUUUAAAUGAUAGCAAGGUUGCUAGUUACCUAGACUAUCAGCGUUAGUUGCACGCUUAUCUAUGCAAUUCUUCCUAGAAGCCAGAAGCUUUUAUGCCUCUUUUCUGUCUUAAAUCAUUAUUAGGAUUAGUUAGUGCAAAUUAUUUUUAAGAGUAUAUGUAACUUUUAUUUAAAAAAAAAAAAAAAACAAAUGCAACUUUAAUACAAGGAAACUUCUAUGUGGCAGAAAACACAAAGAUUUAGUUUUAUAUUAUUAAAUAUUUUAUAUUACUAACACAUUUUACAUUACUAAUAAAUAUACUAACAUAAUGAACUUUUUUAAAGCCUUGUUUUAAAACAAAGUAUUCUUAUUCCUACCAUAGUAGCAAUUUAAAUAAGUAGUCUAAUUCACUGACUUAUCACCCAGCUGUUCCUAGUGAUGUACUUCUCCACAAUGAAGGAUGCAAACAUUUCCUCAACAGUGGAAAAACAGUGGGUUUUCUCUACAGUUAUUUGCCUAGUUGGCUUUUCUCAUCCUCAGCAAGCAGAUGAGAGCUAAUAUAGGGUUUCUCAUUAAAUGUGAUCUUUAUAGGUACUAGUGUGUAUUUUGCAAGUAUCACUGAAGACACUAGCUCUAAAGCUCUGUCCAGAUUUAACCUAGGACAGUUGCUUUAACUACCAUACAGACCCUUUCAGCUAGCUAAAUUAUGGUAUUACUAUGGUACCACUGCUAUUUCUUGCAUUCCCUAUCUUGGUCUUCAGUAGAGGAGUAAAGUCCUAGUGAAAAUGCAGCACACAACUAGAACUGCAUCAUAGAGAGUGGUCACUCAUUAGUUUUGUGUUUGAAUUAGGGCAGUGUUCAAUUAGGUGGGGCUAUUAGCACUACCACACUUAAGGCCUUUACUUUAGCCACCUUGAUUACAGUUCAGAGGUGUCCAAAUUCCUUACAUUCACCUCCCCCAGGAAUGCGUCUUUUUCUGUACUUUGGCUACCAGGGUCAUGUAAGAGCAACUGCCUAGAUCAGCUCCCUAAAGCUAGGGACUUUUCGUCAUCAUGUAUAACAUCUUUUAUGCAAUUGGGGUUUACUUCAUUGAAAGGCUGUCUCACACUUUUAUGUAACACUGUAAGCAAUACUCAUGUUAUGCUUGAAAAUAAAUUAAAAAUGGUACUUUGUA
Tyto alba (common barn owl) is the source of this 2588-nucleotide messenger RNA. Its product is annotated as ferritin light chain. Lineage: Eukaryota; Metazoa; Chordata; Aves; Strigiformes; Tytonidae. Gene Ontology annotation, cellular component: cytoplasm. The record is from RefSeq and is a predicted model, not a curated record. The transcript is spliced from 3 exons. The coding region runs from base 419 to 1252 and encodes 277 amino acids. Gene Ontology annotation, molecular function: ferric iron binding; ferrous iron binding. Gene Ontology annotation, biological process: intracellular iron ion homeostasis; iron ion transport.